This is a messenger RNA of Dracunculus medinensis (Guinea worm), 99 nucleotides long. Lineage: Eukaryota; Metazoa; Nematoda; Chromadorea; Rhabditida; Dracunculidae. The record is from the annotation of a GenBank genome assembly.
AUGUUAUAUACAACCGUUUCUGAGCAAUAUAAACAAAAUACCAGAAAUCAAGCGAUUGAACUGUUGUGGGGUCUCGCAAAAUAUUUCCAUAAGCAAUGA